AUGCUCACGAACACCCUCAUCACCGCUCUCCUCUCUAUCACCGCCGUCUCCUAUGGCGUGAACGCCCAGUCCAGCACCGCGAGCUCCGCGGCGCCCUCAGGCUCUUCUAUUCCCGGUCUGACGACUUGUAUCGUGCAAUGUCUGCUCCAGGCCGCGUCGACGGGUGGCUGCUCUUCUUUCACCGAUCUCGACUGCAUCUGCUCCUCCGGUGCAUUCCAAAGUGCAGCCAUCGUCUGCGUGGACUCUGAAUGCCCCACGGCCGACCAGCAGACUGCUCUCGGCUUGCAACAACAAUACUGUGGUUCUAGUGCGUCAUAUUCUCCGUUCUCAUCACUCUUCAUCAUCGUUUCAUUUCAUUAA
This is a messenger RNA of Stereum hirsutum FP-91666 SS1, 360 nucleotides long. RefSeq lists its product as uncharacterized. The coding region runs from base 1 to 360 and encodes 119 amino acids. The transcript is spliced from 2 exons. Lineage: Eukaryota; Fungi; Basidiomycota; Agaricomycetes; Russulales; Stereaceae. The record is from RefSeq and is a predicted model, not a curated record.